Messenger RNA from Olea europaea var. sylvestris, 3187 nucleotides. RefSeq names its product probable copper-transporting ATPase HMA5. Gene Ontology annotation, biological process: monoatomic cation transport. The transcript has 6 exons. Gene Ontology annotation, molecular function: ATPase-coupled monoatomic cation transmembrane transporter activity; ATP hydrolysis activity; ATP binding. NCBI's taxonomy places the organism in Eukaryota, Viridiplantae, Streptophyta, Magnoliopsida, Lamiales, Oleaceae. Gene Ontology annotation, cellular component: membrane. The record is from RefSeq and is a predicted model, not a curated record. Bases 63 to 3026 code for a protein of 987 amino acids.
AUAAAAUCUUUGCAUACUAGAAAAUCAGAGAAUUUGAAUCAAAGGGUUGCCGUACUUUGAUCAUGGCGGCCAAAUUCCUGUCCCUGGCGUGCAUACGAAAUGAGAGUGGCGGCUUAUCGCCGAAGCCACACUAUCCAUCAAUGCCCAAGUAUCCAAAGGGCAUAAACGUGGCUUCUGAUCAAGAAAAAAGCAUGCAAGAAUCGGAAGCCAAGGCUUUAUUCUCAGUUAUUGGCAUGUCGUGUUCUGCGUGCGCUGGAUCGGUCGAAAAGGCAGUCAAGAGGCUUCCCGGAAUCAAAGAGGCGGUGGUUGAUGUGUUGAAUAACAGAGCCCUCGUCAUGUUUCAUCCUGCUUUUGUUAAUGAGGAAACAAUCCGCGAGACAAUUGAAGAUGUAGGAUUUGAAGCCACGGUGAUAAAAGAAGAGAUAAAUGAAAGAUCCAAUCAAGUGUGCCGGAUUCACAUAAAAGGAAUGACUUGCUCUUCUUGUUCGACAACUAUUGAAUCUGCUUUGCAUUCCAUACGUGGUGUACGAAAAGCACAAGUCGCUUUAGCAACUGAAGAAGCUGAAGUCCAUUAUGAUCCAAAUAUCUUGAGCUACACUAAACUCUUGGAAGCCGUAGAAGAUACUGGGUUUGAAGCCAUACUUAUCAGCUCUGGUGAACAUAGCAGCAAAAUACAACUGCAAGUUGAUGGAGUACUUGAUGAAAAUUCCGUGAGAAUAAUUGAAAAUUCUCUUCAAGCCCUUCCAGGAGUUCAAGAAAUAGAUUUCAAUCCAGAGCUAAAAACGUUGGCAAUAUCUUACAAACCAGAUGUAACUGGACCUCGAACUUUUGUCAACGUAAUUAAGUCUGCUGGUUCAGGAUGCUUCAAGGCAACAAUAUUUCCUGGAGGAGGAGAAAGAGAAGCCCAUCGACAAGAGGAAAUCAAACAAUAUUACCGGUCUUUCCUUUGGAGUCUGAUUUUCACAAUCCCUGUUUUCUUAAUGUCCAUGGUCUUUAUGUAUAUCCCUGGCAUUAAGCACGUUCUAGAUAGUAAGGUUGUCAACAUGCUCAGCAUUGGAGAGAUUUUGAGGUGGUUAUUAUCUACUCCAGUGCAGUUUAUUACUGGUCGACGAUUCUACACUGGUGCUUACAAAGCGUUACGCAAUGGCUCCGCAAAUAUGGAUGUUUUGAUUGCCCUGGGAACAAAUGCUGCCUAUUUUUAUUCAGUCUACUCGGUGCUGAGAGCAGCUACUUCUCCUCAUUUUCAGUCAACUGAUUUCUUUGAGACCAGCGCAAUGCUCAUUUCGUUCAUUCUACUUGGGAAGUACCUCGAGGUCUUAGCCAAGGGAAAGACAUCUGAAGCCAUAGCUAAGCUCAUGAACUUGGCUCCAGAGACUGCAACCUUGUUAACCCUGGACAGUAAAGAAAAUUUAAUUAGUGAGGAAGAAAUAGAUAGUCGACUGAUACAAAAGAAUGACAUCAUUAAGAUCAUUCCAGGUGCAAAAGUAGCUUGUGAUGGAUUUGUCAUCUGGGGACAAAGUCAUGUAAAUGAGAGCAUGAUAACUGGAGAAUCCAGGCCAGUGGCGAAAAGGAAGGGUGACAUGGUGAUUGGAGGAACUGUGAAUGAGAAUGGGCUAUUACACGUUAAGGCAACAAGGGUUGGAUCAGAGAGUGCUCUUUCACAAAUUGUUCGACUAGUUGAAUCAGCCCAAAUGGCCAAAGCUCCUGCCCAAAAAUUUGCUGAUCGUAUUUCCAAAUUCUUCGUGCCUCUUGUUAUAAUUUUUUCAUUUGUAACUUGGCUUACCUGGUUUUUGGCUGGAAAGUUGAAUGGUUAUCCAAAAUCCUGGAUUCCUUCUUCUAUGGAUAGCUUUCAGCUUGCACUGCAGUUUGGCAUUUCGGUCAUGGUCAUAGCCUGCCCAUGCGCACUUGGCCUUGCUACUCCAACAGCUGUUAUGGUUGGUACUGGAGUUGGUGCUUCUCUAGGUGUCCUGAUUAAAGGUGGUCAGGCUUUAGAAAGAACUCAUAAGGUGAACUGCAUUGUUUUUGACAAGACAGGGACUCUCACAAUUGGCAAGCCAGUGAUUGUCAGCACAAGGCUCUUAAAAGAUAUGAGACCUCGAGAAUUCUAUGAACUGGUAGCUGCUGCUGAGGUGAACAGCGAACACCCCUUAGCCAAGGCCAUCGUUGAGUAUGCCAAAAAGUUCAGACGAGAGGAAGAGAAUCCUGUCUGGCCCGAAGCCCAGAACUUUGAAUCAAUCACUGGCCAAGGUGUGAGGGCUGUUGUGCAAAACAAGGAAGUCCUCGUGGGAAAUGAGAGGCUUAUGUUGGAGAGAAAUGUUGCUAUUUCAAUUGAUGCUGAAGAAAUAUUAGCAGAAACUGAAGCAUUGGCCCAAACUGGAAUUCUUGUAGCUAUUGACAAGGAGUUGAUAGGAAUUAUUUGCAUAUCCGAUCCACUGAAGCCAGGGGCUGGUGAAGUCAUCUCCAUUCUCAAGUCUAUGAAAGUCAAGAGCAUUGUAGUGACUGGUGAUAAUUGGGGAACUGCAAAAUCUAUUGCCAAGGAAGUCGGGAUAGAUACUGUAAUCGCUGAAGCCAAACCUGAGCAUAAAGCAGAGAAAGUUAAAGAGCUACAGGCUGAAGGAAAUAUUGUGGCAAUGGUGGGAGAUGGAAUAAAUGAUUCGCCGGCACUUGUAGCUGCAGAUGUUGGAAUGGCAAUCGGCGCAGGCACUGACAUUGCUAUUGAGGCAGCUGACAUUGUUCUAAUGAAGAGUAACUUGGAGGAUGUUAUAAAUGCCAUAGACCUUUCAAGAACAACUUUUUUAAGAAUCCGUCUUAACUACGUUUGGGCAUUGGGUUACAAUAUCCUUGGAAUUCCAAUCGCUGCUGGGGCUCUUUUUCCGUCUACUGGAUUCCGCUUACCACCAUGGAUUGCUGGAGCAGCAAUGGCCGCCUCCUCCGUGAGUGUUGUUUGCUGCUCUCUUUUGUUGAAGAAUUACAGAAGGCCAAAGAAGCUGGAUGCGCUCGAGAUAAGAGAAAUAACUGUCGAGUAGUUAUUUAGCCGGAUAGUUAUGAAUCAUGUAAAAAUCCAUGUAGAACUAUUGUCGGAACUUCCAGGAGAUAUAGAAUGCUUCAAAUGGAGUGGAGAAAGAUGAAGAACGUAGUCGACUCUGUAUCUGCUUACAUCAUUAAAUAAGGGUUUUUUUUUUUUUUU